Messenger RNA from Marchantia polymorpha subsp. ruderalis, 2186 nucleotides. The record is from the annotation of a GenBank genome assembly. NCBI's taxonomy places the organism in Eukaryota, Viridiplantae, Streptophyta, Marchantiopsida, Marchantiales, Marchantiaceae.
GACGGAUCGAACGAAGCAAAACACUAGGCGACAGCAGCUCGCGCCAACUUUGUUAUCCCUAGGACAGCGUUCGGAGGUCUAGAGAUCGCUGUCACUCACUCUAUCCAUAUCUCAGAACGACGUGCGGGUGGGUCUUCUGAAGACGAGCUCUGGCGGUCGAUUUUCCAAGAGAUGGCCACAGAAGCUCUGCUCAGCUGAGCUCAGCUCGGAAGGAAGGAAGGAAUUUCACGCAGCUGAGGCCUGCACCAUGUACGAGCCGGGGAGCUCGACCACUAGUGCGGUGGGCUUGGUGCCCACUGCUCUGCUGAAUUGCACAGUCUAGAGUGUCGGUUGCUGUGGAAUUUCAGCUGCUGCUGCCGCUGCACCGAGCAAGCCCGGUGGAUUGUUGCAUUGUCGGGAGCAGCUUCUGACGAGGGGUAGGAUUUAAAUUUUCGUCUGUGAAUCAUGGGAUUCGAUGCCGUUCUCUCUCAUUGUCACUCGGGGGCCAGAUUAUGCACCACGCUCUCCACCGAGCCGCAGAGUUUCAGUAGAAGUCGGAACAGCACUGACUCUGUCGGGCUGAAUUCCAAUUUUCCUGCUCCGGGUUACCGAAAUGUGGACUGUAAAUUGUCGACUUCUGGAGGCAGGGAUGAAAGAUCAUCAUCGUUUUGGGGCAGAGGUUUGCCCGAGGCGAUGGAUUUUACAGAUGUGGAGAAAGAGGCGAGAAGAAGAGGGAGGAGAGUGUUAGCCGCAGGAGUUCACGCCAGCGCCAGCCAGCAAAAGCCACCCAUAUUUGUGCUGAAAAAACCUGACAGAAAACCGAUUGAAAACGAAGGAGGCAAUAGCGGUCCUAAAUUCGUCUCGAGUGAAUUUGGAGACAUGUCGUUUACGGAGAAUCAUAAAAGUGGAUAUGUAGCGCUAGUCGGUAAACCCAAUGUAGGGAAGAGCACUUUGUUGAAUCAAAUAAUUGGACAAAAACUGUCAAUCGUUACGAACAAACCGCAAACAACUCGUCAUCGAAUUCUAGGCAUAUGUUCAAGCCCCGAUUAUCAGAUGAUCCUCUACGACACACCUGGGUUCAUCCCCAAGACCAUGCGGAGGUUGGAUGAGAUGAUGAUGCAAAAUGUCCGCACCGCAACAAUCAAUGCAGACUGUAUCUUGGUAGUUGUGGAUGCAUGUCAGGUGCCAGAAAAGAUGGUCAGUGUUUUGGAGGAAGGAAUGUCUGCUUCUACCGAGAGAAGGCCUACGCUUCUUGUGCUGAACAAAAUUGAUCUGAUUAAACCAGGAGAAAUCACCAAGAAGACUGAGUGGUAUGAAAGCUUUGGAGGUAUGGAUAAUGUUAUACCAGUCAGUGCAAAGAUGGGACGAGGAGUGGAUCUUGUGAAGAAUUGGCUAGUUGACAGGCUUCCAAAAGGUCCUGCUUACUACCCCAAGGAUAUCGUUAGUGAGCACCCAGAGAGAUUUUUCGUUGCAGAGAUCGUUCGGGAAAAAAUCUUUUUGCAAUAUCGUCAAGAGAUUCCUUACGUUUCUCAGGUAAAUGUCCUUAACUACACGGAGAGAAGGUCAUCUGCCAAAGAUUUCAUUGAAGCCGAAAUCGUCGUCGAAAGAGACUCUCAGAUGGCAAUCCUAAUUGGAAAGGACGGUUCCGCUUUAAAACUGCUCGCAACUGCUUCCAGGAUUGAUAUCCAAGAGUUCGUGGGCAAGGAAGUUUAUUUAGAGCUUAAAGUUAAAGUGAGGGAAAACUGGCGUGAAGAUGACGAACUCCUUGAUUAUUACGGUUACAAUGGGAAGAUAAGAUCAUAGCUUAGUAUUCUUCCAGUCUUUAGAGAGGAAGUUUUAAAAGUAAUGUUAUUCAGCCCAUGCCUAUGACAUAUCUUAGAGAACCUGUAGAGGAUCUAGAUGCAGAUGCGGAUUAGCAUAGAUGAGAAUGUAGGUUUGCCACUCAACAGUAGAUUGUGCCGGCGUCUACAACAGGUUUUUUUAUUUCUGUACAUGAGACUUUAUUCGGAGAACUGCCGUUUUUGCUAGCUUUGCUUCCCAGUACGUCAGCUUUGCAAUCAAAUUUACAGGACGGUAGUGACUGAUACAUCGGUAUCUUCAGUUGACAAGGUAACUGGGCUAGUCAGUGCCCAAAGUUCCUGGAUGGGAAUUUCUUUUAUACGAAUGCAACCUGUUUCAACGAAAUAUAUGAAGUUCCAUGCUUUUCA